This is a messenger RNA of Schistocerca nitens (vagrant locust), 1955 nucleotides long. Its product is annotated as divergent protein kinase domain 2A. The coding region runs from base 163 to 1413 and encodes 416 amino acids. The record is from RefSeq and is a predicted model, not a curated record. The transcript is spliced from 4 exons. Lineage: Eukaryota; Metazoa; Arthropoda; Insecta; Orthoptera; Acrididae.
AAAUCACCUUGGUAUCUUGAUACCCAUAAACCAAACACGAAAGCAGCGUACCCAACAGUCACGUUAAUUUACGAGUUUUGAGAGUUCUGUUUAAUAUGACAUGCCCUGGAAAACUUUCAUAUAAAAUACGUGAAUUACGACAAAUGUGUCUGUUCCAACCGGAUGCAUGUGAUGUGUGUAACAGUCAGAAGGAAAAAAUUGAAGUCAUGUGUUUGUGUGAUUGUGAUACUUCUAAUUUUCAGACUGAUUGCUAGAUAUGUCCUCUCGAAGAAUAUCGGAGAACUUUCAGACCUAGGAAAGUGCCCUGCAUGUUACGGGGUUGAUUUGUGCCCGAUUUUGUUGGGAGAUGGCAUUAAAUUAAUCAAUUUUGAUAGUCUAGCGUCGGUGAUUAAUAUUAUAGGAUAUAAGAACGUAUGGUUUGGAACGUAUAAAAACGCAAAGAUUGUGGUUAAGAAGUUGGGUAGCGAUUGGGAACUAGAACAACUUGAUAAUAAACUUUGUGGGAACGAGGGGCGUAAUUGCAACGUCACUAGUUCCGUUUCUCAUGUCACAAAUUUAUCAGUGAUUGAAAAUUAUAUGAAGAGUCUCACAAGUCGUGAGGGUUCAGUGAAUGACGUUCUGUCAGGUGAUUUUUAUGUAUGUCCAACAACAUCUGGGGUUAACAGGCUGUUACAGCAUGUAAAAUUAAGGAAUGAAGCUAUAGAUACAAAGACAUUUCUACAAAAUGUAUGGACAAUUAUGCAUAUAAACCCAGAACCUCUCAUCCUUCAGAUUCUACCAAAGGAAGAUGGUUGGCCAGUUCCAUUUUAUUAUGGUGCCUGUGGCAGGCUCAUAAUAGAAGAAUAUGCUGGAGAAACAUUAACAACAUAUUACACAAAACCGUGGUUAGAAAGGGCAAAACUUGCUGAAAAGCUUCUUGUUGCUGCCAAGAAGUUAACAAAUGACCACCCAGGUUUCAGAUUUUAUCUGACAGAUGUCUCACCUGACAACAUUGCAGUAGACGCCAGUGGUAGUGUAUACUUCAUUGACUUGGAAGAUGUAAUCAUUGUGGACAGGAAUAUUCCAGACCAUGAAAAACCAGUUUCUUGGACGUCUCAACAUGUGAGUGAACUGUAUGAAUGCGCAAGUUGUUUCACUUUUUCACGGAUUGAAAUUUGCAACCAUCAUAUCAGUGAUCAUAAUUUGUAUGCUGUUUGCCAGCAUUUGCUAUCACCAAAAGCAGUGCCUGGUAUUAUGCCAGGAGGACUUCUCCACAGUACUCCAUAUCUUGUGUUAGAGAAUUAUCCAGACCUACUUUUUAUUUACUUAUUUCUGACCACAAAUGAUGAAUACACACAUAUGCCAAUCCCUUUCUCAUCUACUUAUCACUCUGGUUACUUUUAUAACUUCAAGCACUCACCCUACUUCACUUGAUUCACUAGCUUCCACUCAACCCUCAACACAACCGUAAGAGCUCCAAAAGACUAGAUAUCUUACUAUUGUAACUAUAUAAUUAACACCACAGAUGACCAGGAUUAGCAAUGUUUGAAUAAAAAUAGUGUUUGCACCUAAACGCAGUUACACCAAAAUAAUUCCUUUAAGGAAUGAAUAUUUACAAAGUAAACCAGCUUAAGUACAUCAAAGUCCUGGUGGUGGACAAUAUUUUGUUUAUAAAGGAGCUGCAUUCAACCUCUUACAGAGGUAAUGAACAGGUGUUUCACUUCUGAAAAAUUCAGGUAUUUCAGAGGAAACGAUGUCACUCCUAGAAGAGUUGUUUGUGGAUGCAUUGCAUCCUACUGCAGAUUAAAUUAAGCAUACCAGCUGUGGACAAAUUACUGCUUUGUUUCUAUUCGUUAUUUAUUUUAUUGUCAAGUUCUUGACCUUUUCUAUGCUAUAUGGUCUUUAGCUGAUUGAAUCCAUGUUGUUCUUGCAUUUUUUCUUACACCACCUACCCACCUUCCUUUAGAUGAUUGUCG